AUACUUCCGUUCACCCCUGUCACGUGACCUCUAUGUCCUUGGUUCAGCUAACUUUGACAUGUGAGCACUUGAAACAUGUCUAUCCCUAGAAAACCUGGUGGAAAAGCGUUGGAUGUUUUGCAGAACCUUCCUCGGAUAACUUUGGGAAAUCUGCGUCCCGAGCCGGGAUCCAAAACCACGCCUAGAAUACGAGGCAGAGGACAACAUGGUGGAAAUAAAAGCGGUCGCGGACAUACAGGAGAGAGGCAGAGGGGCACCCGACCUCGACUCGGUUUCGAGGGUGGUCAGACUCCGUUCUACCUGGUGAUUCCUAAAUAUGGCUUCAAUGAAGGACACAGUCGUCGUCCUCAGUACAAGCCGCUGACUUUGAAACGUCUGCAGUACUUGAUCGACUUGGGUCGAGUGGACACGUCCCAACCCAUAGACCUGACCCAGCUGGUCAAUGCCAGGGGGGUGGAUAUACAGCCCCUGAAGAGGCACUACGGAGUCAAUCUUGUAGAUGAGGGCGCAGAUAGUUUUGCUGCAAAAAUCAACAUCGAGGUUCAGAGAGCGUCUGAAGGAGCCAUCGCUGCUAUUGAGAGGAACGGCGGCGUCGUCACGACCAGCUUCUACGAUCCCAUAACUCUAGCUAUCCUUAUUAAGCCCGUGCCGUUCUUCAUGCGUGGGCAGCCUAUCCCGAAGCGCCUGCUGCCAGGAGAGGACAUGGUCCCGUACUACACAGGUGCCGAGAACCGCGGCUACUUAGCAGAUCCGGAACAAAUCCAACAAGCCCGACUGGCACUGGCCAAGAAGUACGGUUACAUUUUACCAGACAUUUCGAAGGAUGAACUGUUUCACAUGCUGUCCACGAGGAAGGACGUCCGGCAGAUCUUCUUUGGCCUGUCUCCAGGAUGGGUUGUCAACAUGCCGGAGAAGAAGAUCCUUAAGCCAACAGACGAGAAACUGCUGCGAUAUUACAAUUCCUAGGAGUGCAGAGUGAAACAUGUUGAUUAAUGCAUCUUAAAAUCAGCAAAAAGACUGCUAUUCUUCUCUUUUAUAUAUUAAAAACAACAAAAAUGUA
Messenger RNA from Cynoglossus semilaevis (tongue sole), 1060 nucleotides. RefSeq names its product mitochondrial ribosomal protein L15 (gene mrpl15). Lineage: Eukaryota; Metazoa; Chordata; Actinopteri; Pleuronectiformes; Cynoglossidae. Gene Ontology annotation, molecular function: structural constituent of ribosome. Gene Ontology annotation, cellular component: mitochondrial large ribosomal subunit. The record is from RefSeq and is a predicted model, not a curated record. Bases 76 to 966 code for a protein of 296 amino acids. The transcript has 5 exons. Gene Ontology annotation, biological process: translation.